AUGAUAUCUUUGAAGCAAAUUAAACUUCUCCAAUUCUCAUUUUUAUGUCUCUUAUCACUGACACUCCUGCUCCACAUCACCUUAUCCUACAUCCCAUUCGUAGCCGUCGUCCUCCGUCUCCUCUUAACUCACCUCCACCUCUCCAUAUUUCUCUCCAUUUGCAUGCUCCUCUCGAUCUUCUGCGGGCUCAAAACCCGCCCAAGCCCCGUCUUUCUCAUAAACUACGCGUGCUUUAAGCCGCCACCCCACCGGAAGUGCCUGUACGGGGUAGCUGAAUCCUUUUUACUUCGAAACCAACAUUUCACCCAAGAAACCAUUGAAUUCAUGCGUAAAAUCUACCUUAAAUCCGGCCUAGGUGACGAAACCUACGCACCCCCCUUCAUUUUCGAGGAAGAUACUACUCCCACGCUAAAAUGCGCCAUCCAAGAAGCUCAAGAAGGAAUUUUUUCUUCCAUAGAUGCACUUUUGUCUAAAACCCUAAUCGACCCUCUAUCCAUUGACAUCGUUAUUGUUACAUGCGGUAGCUUUUCACAUUCGCCUUCGCUUUCUUCUCUUAUUGUAAACCAUUAUAACCUCAAACCGGACGUGAAAACUUACAAUCUGAGUGGAAUGGGAUGCGGUUCUGGGGUUUUAUCCAUUGACUGUGCAGCUAGGGUUUUACGUGCCAGUGGAAAAGUCCAACAUGCCCUUGUGGUGAUCACCGAAAGCACAACUCUAAACUGGUACUCCGGUGACAAUCGUUCCAUGCUUGUUACAAACUGCAUCUUUCGCGUCGGAUGCACCGCCGCAAUGUUGACGAAUGACCGGAGUCGCCGCUCAGUUGCCAAGAUGGAACUUGUUGACAUGCUCCGAACUCACCACGGAGCCGAUGACCGGUCGUACCGGGCUGCAUUUCAGGAGGAGGAUGAUAAAGGGUAUACCGGAGUUGCACUUACAAAGGAUUUGGUAAGAGUGGCUGGGGUGAAUUUGAGGGAGCAUCUUACUAUUCUUGCACCGCGAGUUUUGCCACUGAGUCAACUCGUUCUUUACGCGUACUCGGUGGCCAUGGCAGCAUUGUCCCGUGGUGAGUCCAAACCAACUGUGCCUGAUUUUACAGCAGCAUUUGAGCAUAUGUGUAUUCAUACUGGGGGUAAAGCUGUAAUUGAACAAGUGGCGAGGGUUUUGAGAUUGAGAGGGGAGGUAACUGAGCCAGCUCGGAUGAGUUUGAACCGGUUUGGUAACACGUCUAGCAGUCUUGUGUUUUAUGAAUUGGCUUAUUUUGAAGCAAAAAAGAGAGUUAAAAAGGGGGACAAAAUGUGGAUGAUUGCAUUCGGGACUGGAUUCAAGAUUGGUAGCUUGGUUUGGAAGUGGUUGCAAAAUUCAGCUCAAGAAAAUGAUAAUCCAUGGAAUGACUGCAUACAGCGUUACCCUUUGGAUGCUUGGUAG
This is a messenger RNA of Coffea eugenioides, 1425 nucleotides long. Its product is annotated as 3-ketoacyl-CoA synthase 11-like. Gene Ontology annotation, cellular component: membrane. Gene Ontology annotation, biological process: fatty acid biosynthetic process. The record is from RefSeq and is a predicted model, not a curated record. Gene Ontology annotation, molecular function: acyltransferase activity, transferring groups other than amino-acyl groups. The transcript has a single exon. Bases 1 to 1425 code for a protein of 474 amino acids. Lineage: Eukaryota; Viridiplantae; Streptophyta; Magnoliopsida; Gentianales; Rubiaceae.